AUGCUGAUGAUCAUAUGUGAAGAUCUCAAAUCCGAGAACAUCCUUCUUUCAAUACCUGAACCAAGGGCUUCUCGAAUCAGCGAAUACAUUCAGUCGGAGCCUGUAUUCAUUUAUGGCCCUCCCCUAGAACUCAAAUCAUUGGAUUUACCCCUUGUCUUUUCAUGUUCACAGCCUCUACCGUAUUUUAGCCUUUGUGAAUCUGUUGAGGAUAUAUCGGUGCGAGUGAUGGAUUACAGCGAAGCCACUCCCGUCGACGCACCCGGGAGAGAGUAUUUUCGUCAACCAUCUAUAAUCCGCGCCCCCGAAGUCACCCUCAGAUAUCCUUGGACGUCCGCCAUCGACAUCUGGACUGUCGGUUGCCUUGUGUUUGAGCUUCUCACCAAUUUGCCCCUUUUCGGCCAGGACGUUCAUAAUUACUCGCAUGAACUCCAUUUGCAAUAUAUGGUAGAGGUUUUAGGGCCGUUCCCACUUGAAUUCCUCAAAGAUUGCGAGGAUCGGGACAAAUACUUUGAUGAGAAAGGCACGCUUCUUCACAAAAUCAGCGAAUUCGAAACAUCCACCCUCGAAGUCCCUUUGCGAGAACUUAAAGUCGUUGACGAGAGCGAGAUUCUAGGCACCGCUGCAUUCUUGCGCAGAUGCUUGACGUUAGAUCCGAAACUGCGACCGAGUGCCCAAGAGCUACUGAAAGAUGGGUGGCUAUCGUAA
Laccaria bicolor S238N-H82 is the source of this 705-nucleotide messenger RNA. RefSeq lists its product as uncharacterized. Lineage: Eukaryota; Fungi; Basidiomycota; Agaricomycetes; Agaricales; Hydnangiaceae. Gene Ontology annotation, biological process: protein phosphorylation. The transcript is spliced from 4 exons. Gene Ontology annotation, molecular function: ATP binding; protein kinase activity. The coding region runs from base 1 to 705 and encodes 234 amino acids. The record is from RefSeq and is a predicted model, not a curated record.